This is a messenger RNA of Alosa alosa (allis shad), 3382 nucleotides long. It is a transcript of the gene ptger4b, whose product is annotated as prostaglandin E receptor 4 (subtype EP4) b. Gene Ontology annotation, biological process: adenylate cyclase-activating G protein-coupled receptor signaling pathway; inflammatory response; positive regulation of cytosolic calcium ion concentration. The coding region runs from base 296 to 1690 and encodes 464 amino acids. The transcript is spliced from 2 exons. NCBI's taxonomy places the organism in Eukaryota, Metazoa, Chordata, Actinopteri, Clupeiformes, Clupeidae. Gene Ontology annotation, molecular function: prostaglandin E receptor activity. The record is from RefSeq and is a predicted model, not a curated record. Gene Ontology annotation, cellular component: plasma membrane.
ACUUUAAGUGACAGCUCAGAGUGUGUGAGUGUGCAUGGCUGUGAGCAGCGCCGAUACAAGAAAGUGCGGAAACACCGAAGACAAAGCAUGCGAGAAGUUUCAACCUGCCUCUGUUCACUUGCUGAGGAAUGACAAUGGAACUAAACACACCACGACGCUUUGAUUCCCGGGCAAGAAAUAUGAAAAGAAAUUCCAUGCAGACCUAAAGCGCAAUAUCUACAGAAAUGCAGUUUGAAACGUGCGUAAACUCGCAAGGACGCACAUAAAGCAUUUUUUUAUUACUUCAAAAAAAAAAAUGUGCCCAGAAAACAAUAACACGGUAGUCACUACCCCGGCAGUCACCAGCGGGACCAGAGUACCAGCCAUCCCGAUCAUCAUGUUCAUAUUCGGCGUGGUUGGUAAUGUCAUCGCCAUCGUGGUGCUUCGCAAGUCAAGAAAGGAGAAGAAAGAGACGACCUUUUACACUCUGGUGUGUGGGCUCGCUGUCACCGACCUGCUCGGCACUCUGCUGGCGAGCCCCGUGACUAUCGCGACAUAUGUGAAGGGAAAGUGGCCCGGUGGAGACGGUGGAGACCCGCUGUGCCAGUACUCAGGCUUCAUCCUGCUCUUUUUCUCCUUGGCCGGGCUUGGAAUCAUCUGUGCCAUGUCCAUAGAGAGGUAUCUUGCAAUCAACCACGCGUACUUCUACAGUCACUACGUGGAUCAGCGACUCGCCGCCAUCACGCUGUUGGGCAUCUACUUGUCCAACAUUCUGUUUUGUGCGCUCCCAACCAUGGGACUCGGACAGGUCAAACUCCAGUACCCAAACACCUGGUGCUUCAUUGACUGGCGGACUAAUGACUCGACGCACGCCGUCUUCUCCUAUAUGUAUGCCGGCUUCAGCUCGUUGCUCAUUCUGGCUACAGUGAUCUGUAACUUUAUGGUGUGCGGAGCGCUGAUUAUGAUGCACAGGCGCUUUGUGCGAAGGACUUCUCUCGGUACCGAUCAUGGGCGCAUCGCGGAGCUCCGGCGCAGACGAAGUUUCGGGCGCCUGGCAGGGGUUGAGAUGCAGAUGGUAGUUCUGCUCAUCGCGACGUCCGUAGUUGUCCUCAUUUGUUCCAUACCUUUAGUGGUGCGUGUGUUUGUCAACCAGCUGUACCGGCCGCCCGUGGAGAUGUGCAAAGACAAGAACCCCGAUCUUCAAGCCAUCCGCAUCGCCUCGGUCAACCCCAUCCUGGACCCCUGGAUCUACAUCCUCCUCAGCAAGACCGUCCUGCUUAAGCUGCUGGACAAGAUCAAGUGCCUGUUCUGCCGCAUCGGUCGCCGCAGCAACGGACACGGGCACGGUCCCAGGAGGCCGCAGGACUUCCGCUGCACUAGCGCGGGGCCCACGUCCUCGGUGGUGUCCCACGACUCGCCCUCACUCGUCUCGAGGGAACUCCGCGACAUGGUCAGCACCUCACAGACAUACUUGUGCCCGUCGGAUGGGGUGGCGCUGACGGGGGGCACGAGUCCCCCCACGGUUGAGCGGAUGCUGCUGGGGGGGCAGACCAGCUUGCUCAGCUGCCCCAGACUGGGGCAAGAGAACAGGACACAGGGCACAGGGGUGGGCCUCACUCAGACUGAACAGCUGGCCUUCUGCCCCAAACAGCCCCCCCUACAGGUGACUUUUACUGAUGAGACACUCAACCUGCAGGAGAGGAGCAUAUGAGAUGCGCACGCGUAUGUGUGUGUGUGUGUGUGUGUGUGUGUGUGUGUGUGUGUGUGUGUUUGGGAGAGGAGGGGUCCUGAAGGAUGUUGGGAGGUGAUAGUGGGAGCCUACGCUUUUUGUUUCAUGAACAAAUAUAAAUAUCUGCUGUCGCGAGAGAGAGAGACAGAGAGAGAAAGACAGAGUGUGUGUGUGUGUGUGUGUGUGUGUGUGUGUGUGUGUGUGUGUGCAGAGGAAAAUGGAAAGUCAUUGACAGUGGGGAAACCCUGAAUGUACAACAAAGCCCAGGAGUCUGCUGCCACACAUUUGAAGGCGACCUUUGACCUUUGUGGAGGCGAGAUGGACGCAAACGAUUGCCAUGGGAAACUACGCCAGAUAGACUGAGCAGGAAAAGGAACCACAUCAAGAGCCAAACAUGAGUGGAGGAAAUCUGGACUUUAAUCACAAAUUCACAAGAAAGACAAAGACGGAUUUCAAACAAAUGUUCCUGGCUGACUGCUAAGAGAUCCGUUAUCUGUCGCUGAAAGUCAGUAAAGUAUUAAGCUAUUGAGGUUUGCUGACUAAUGGUGGCCUGAUUAAUGCAGGAGAGGACAGAUCACAAUGAAGUUUGAUGUCAUGUCAGAUUGUUUGUUGUUGUUAUUGUUUUUAUUUCCUCUUGUGUUCUGUGGUUUGUUUGUUUGUUCGGCUCUAGCCAAAGCAGUGAAGUGGCGUGUUAAUGAAUCAUCGGCGGCCCUGCUGUAGAUUCAGUGCUGGUGAGGGCCGGAGCGCAUUUGUCAAACUGAUACUGCUGACUCAACAACCUCUCACUGACAUCAACACAUGCAGGACAGAGCUGAAUUUCCAAUAAAGACAAAGAGUCUGACAGAAAAGCACAUGUUGAAACUACGCAUUGCCACACACAUGAAGCUCAGAGACAGCACGCCCGUGUUCCCAGGAACCGAGUCAUUCUGCAGAGACACUGAAAGGGACCGAUAUAUUUACUGCACUUUUGCAUCUUUUUCUUAAGGGCCUUUGGUCUAAGCCAGACCCACUGAUCAAGUGACCAGGUGUACUUAAUGAACGUCCUUAAGAGAUAGCUUGUACAUAUAGCCAUGUUGCUGAAAAUGUGAAGUGUUUAGUGCAAUGGUCUUAUUUAUUUAUGAAUGUAAAACAAAAUUCUUCUCUGUGAGAAGGUCUGAUUAAUUGUGCUGGUUUCAGAAAGCUAUUAAGAAAUCAUUUGGAUAUUAUAUAUAAAAAAAAAAGAUAAAGUUACUCAGUCUUGCAUAGUUUGGGUCAUUGAAAUUAUGUCAUAUCACUCAACAGCAACUGAAACUCACACUGGUUGUUCAUCAGAGUAACGCGAACAUUAAUGUGAACGUGAGCGAACAUUGAUGUGAACGAGAAUGAACAUUAAUGUGAACGUGAGUGAACAUUAAUGUGAAAGAUAUUUCCACUGGGUAAAGAAAGGGAAUGUAGGUGGCACAUAAGCUGGGUCAGACUUCUGCAUUCUGCAUUCUACAGUGUUAACUGUACUGGCCUUCUACUAGUGACUGAAGCCACUUUAUUCUACGUUGUGAGUGUAACAGGUAAUUUAGUUGUUUGUUAUCCAAUGAUUGCUGCUUUUGCCAUUCUACAUGUUGAUUAUUGAAUCAUGUUGCAAUUUUCCUCCAACUGAAUUGAAAUCGCCACUUGUUUUUGGGGAAAAAUAAACCUUAA